UUCUCACUCACCACUCGUAUCUUCACUUCUUCAGACUCCACAUGCUCUUCGUCUCAGUUUCUCCAAUGGCCACGUCGACGACCAGUUCCUCCGAUCACAGCCUCCCGGUUAGCAAGAAACGAUUUAAGCCGUUGAGUUUGAGAGAUUACCUCCUCGAUGAUCUUAGCUCUUGCUCAUCCAACGGCUUCAAAUCCUUCCCUCGUCAUCAAUCCACAACCGCCGAUAUCAGACGCCGUCUCACCUGCGGGUUGGCGUUUACUCACGCCGUUCAGAAAGCUUCCACGGCGUUACUCAGCGCCGUGAAACUCUUGCCGUCCCCUUCCUCCUCCGUUAAUCCUCCGUCUCAGAAGAAAAAGCUUUUCUCGAUAAGCUUCUCUAGAAACCUCUGGAAGAAACUUAGUUAUAACGUCGACGGAGAGAUGGAGGAUCGUAAACAAGAGAUCCAACGGUGCAUAUCGUUCGGUGAUUUUCUCAAAGAGAGUCUUGAUCAACCGUCCGACGAAGAUACAUUGUCAAACGCCGCCGGUGGUGGUGACUCGGCUAGUUUCGGCAGCGAGUUACUCACAAACUCGGAGUUGACUCAGUCAUCAUCUGAGACGUCGAAUGAAAACGACGCCGUGGAAGAUGUGAUGGAGGAGACAAGUGACGGAGUAGUAGUAAUGAUGAGUGGGGAUUGUGUAGGGUCACAUGUCAGUGAUGGAUCGUCGUCUGUCAACGACAACCGAGAGGAAAGUGUGAACGAAGAAAAAGAACAGCUCAGUCCAAUAUCGAUACUGGAAUGCCCAUUCGAAGAUGAUGCAAUUACUCCUCCUAAUUCGCAUCAACAAGUGACGAACGAGAUGAAUCUCAUGAGAAAAACCAGAAGAACAGAGAAUUUCGUACGAGUUGAGCCUGUGGAUUUAAAGAAACGCAUAGAGGAAUAUGUAAAGAGACAAGACUACAACUCUCACAUGGGAGAAACCAAAGAACAAUGGGAAACACGAGCAAACCGUUUGUUUGCUCAAGUGAAGUCUAGAUUAAUUGAGGAACAACGCCAUUUGCUUGCAUCUCAGAAAGUAGAUAGUCUCUUACUAGAUUUUUUCAAAGAAGAUGCGCAUAACGAGACAAGAGACGAGGAUAAGUUGGUGAAGAUAGUUGAAGAAUGGGUGUUGAGGAGACAAGAAGAAGAAUGUAUGUUUAUGAGUUGGGAAGUGAGAGAGAAGAGAGAGAUCUAUGUGAAGGAAAUGAAAUGGGUUUGUAUCAAUAGUGAAGAGAGUGAUUAUGUGGUUGAAGAGUUGGAGAAUGGUUUAGUCACUGGCUUGAUUGAUGAACUUAUUCUUGAUUUAUCAUUAUGAGGUGAGGUCCGUGCGGACAAUAUUUUUGUCACAUGUUCGUCAUGUUCAUUACACUUAUUAUAUAUGUAUUAUUAUAAUUACAUUUAUGAUACAGUAUAGUUAUGUUAUCAUAAUAAAUGGUCUGAUUGUA
Messenger RNA from Raphanus sativus (radish), 1464 nucleotides. RefSeq lists its product as uncharacterized. The record is from RefSeq and is a predicted model, not a curated record. The transcript is spliced from 3 exons. Bases 42 to 1334 code for a protein of 430 amino acids. NCBI's taxonomy places the organism in Eukaryota, Viridiplantae, Streptophyta, Magnoliopsida, Brassicales, Brassicaceae.